Sorghum bicolor (sorghum) is the source of this 1490-nucleotide messenger RNA. RefSeq lists its product as uncharacterized. The record is from RefSeq and is a predicted model, not a curated record. The transcript has a single exon. NCBI's taxonomy places the organism in Eukaryota, Viridiplantae, Streptophyta, Magnoliopsida, Poales, Poaceae. Bases 469 to 1272 code for a protein of 267 amino acids.
UUUACAAUUUACCUGAAUAUAAGUGCAUAUCUAAAUACACAGCAAAAUCUAUGUAACUUGAAAUAUCGAAACUUCUUCUACGUUUGGUAUAUGGUUCAGACUUCAAACAAAAGACAAAAUGCAACUAGUAUAAUGUCUGUGCUAACAUUACGGUAACAUUUGGGAAUGCAAAUCAAACAACCAGAAGUGAUUUACAGACAUAAUACUUUUUUUUUACAAGGGACAUGGACAUUGCAUGGCCUAACCGAACAGUCGUUAACCAACCUUCCCUAGUCCUAACUCAAGUCACGCUGCAACUGUACAAGCCCAUCUGUAGCAUUGGUCAACACUGCCAAGCUGGAAGCAACAGCAGCUAGGACUAGGAGGCGAGUAGGAGAGCCAGCUCGAGCGAGCACCAUGGCGUGACGUCGCAUGGAUGCACGCGUCCAUCGUGCAUGUCUCCGGCGAACUCCUACCUAAACCUCCCCAAUGGGCCAUGGCUUGGGAUAUAAAAGGCACCGAUCGAGAUGCCGUCGUCCACCGUGCAGCACCACGCCGACGACGCCGUGCCAAGAAACCAGCCUCUUGCAGUUGCAGCAACCAGCAAUGGACCACCAACGACGUGGGCGCUGCCGCCAGCUGGCCGCCCUCGUCGCCGCGGCGCUCUGCCUGGUCGCCGCGCACGAAGGCAGGUGCGGGGCCGCGGCGAGGCACCUGCACGCGGUGGAGGAGGCGGUGCUCGACGUGGCGCCGGCGGAGGCGCCUGAGGCCGCCGCGAGGUGGGCGGGAGGCGGGGACGACGCCGCCCUCGGCGAGGCCAAGUGGCUGCCGAUGUCCAUGCCGGUGCCGGUGCAGGUGCAGGUGCCGGCGGCGGCCAGCGCGCUGGCGAGCGGGCUUCGUUUCCCGCCGGUGGUGUUCCCGCUGGGCGGCGCGUCGAUGCCGUGGCUCCCUGUCCCCGGCGCGCAGCACGCGUUCGCGGGCCCCGGCGGCGGCGGCGGCGGGGGAAUCCCGGCGCUCGUGCCGCCGUACGUGGGCGCCACGCGGCAGGAGCAGCUCAGCCUGUGGGCGUCGCUGUUCAACCCGCUGCAGGUCAGGCCACGGCUGCCGCCGAUCUCCCUCGGCGGCGGCGGCGACACGACGGCGGGGCCCGGCGUCGAGCGCGCCGGGGUCCCGGCCAUCGCCAGCGCCGGGAAGGCCGCUGAGGGGGAGGUCACCGUCGACGUGCCCACCGCCGGCGCCGGCGCCGAGCCCAAGUGGGGCGUCUUCUUGGGCAACAUUGAUCAUCGCAACUAGUAUAGUACUAGUACAUAGAUGAAUGGAAGACGUAUGAAAAUGAACCGCGUGCCCUUGUUUUUUUUUUUUGGAAAAAGUAUCAGUCAGUAGUGUGCUAAAUUUUUUUUGCAUGUUUGAGCAAAAUGUUUGUAUUAAAAUUUAAACAGUCAAAAGUUAGUGGAGCUUGUUAUCUAUUCAUUUUCAGAUAAUGUAAUAUAAACUGUGGUGAUAUAUGUUCA